AUGUCAGUUCUCCAGAUGCUGAGAAUGGUGAUUCACAAAUCGUCACAUCCGAAAUCAAAAAACAUCAGAAAUUCAAUCAUUCUUAAAGGCAUGUUAGCUUGUCUAGUGUGUGGCAUGUACAAUGUCUUUCACAAAGAUAGAUAUGUACCUGUAGUAGUUGGUAUCGUAACCGUUGUAGUAGACGUAGAUAAUGUUGUUGUGGUCGUCGGCAAGGUUGUAGUGGUACUGGUUGUUGGGACAGUAGUUGUCGUUGUGGGUGCGAAAUCUACGAUUUUGCGAGCUAGGGCUUCGCUGUUUUCCUUUCCUAACACGUUUGGCAACGGUUGAGCGUAAAGUUUGCUUAUUUCCUGUGCAGGUAUUGUAGUAGAUACGAUCAUCGUUCUUCCAUCCAAACCUUCUUUCUCUUUGACGAGUUCCUCUAUGUCGUCUAGGUCGGUCCGCACAUCGACUUUGCAGGGCACGAAUAGCACAAAAAGGUCAUUUUUCCUUUUAUUUGAUAGCUGCUUGAAUAUCCUUAAAGCCCUGAAAAGAAGCAAAAUAAUAAACAGGAAGAAAACGGAAAACGCUAAUCUGAACAGUUCUUAA
This is a messenger RNA of Haemonchus placei, 585 nucleotides long. The record is from the annotation of a GenBank genome assembly. Lineage: Eukaryota; Metazoa; Nematoda; Chromadorea; Rhabditida; Trichostrongylidae.